Molecule: messenger RNA, 705 nt
Organism: Mesorhabditis spiculigera
Lineage: Eukaryota; Metazoa; Nematoda; Chromadorea; Rhabditida; Rhabditidae
Source: the annotation of a GenBank genome assembly
AUGGUUUUAGGCGAUAUUCCGGAGGGCCGUGGCAAGAAGCGCAAGAAGGAGGGCGAGAUCAAGCACGAACCGGCUGAGAAUGGGGAUCGAGAUGGCUCCCCAACCUCCUCGAGCCACCACGGACACGACGGCGGCCAGAUGAACGGGGAACAUGGCGAAAACGGAACUCCUACCCAGAAUGGUCACGGAGAGGGCGCGAAUCCGGAAGAGCCCAGCUUGACGCAACCACAAAGCCACGUGGAAGAGGUGUACGAUGAGUAUGACUACAAGAUGUGGGUCGAGUUCGCCGAAGAAGAGAAAGUCGAGGGAGAUCCCGAACAAUGUUGGCCCCAACGGGAUCGAUUGUGGUUUUACAAUUUCUUGAUUCUAACAGUGGACCUCUACUCUGACAACUCCACCUUCACCACCGAUUCCAACACCUCGUACAGCAGCAAUUUGACCGUUUCCUCGGACUCCACGCCACUUCCACCUUCCCCUGACAAGUCCGAAUCUGAGGCACGGAUACCAGCUUGGCUCGACGAAUCUUCGACAGGACCGCCGACGCCCGAUGAAUCCGGGCACGAGCUCGUCAGAAAUCAAUUUAUGCCGCGGGAGCAGCGGCUGAGCCAAUUUGCCGUUUACCUUGCCGCUUGUGCGCCUGAAGCCACCGCCUACGGAACCUGCGUCUCCUCCAACGCCGAGCGAAUCAAGAAAGACACUUACGUC